AUGUCUUCUUCUUCUUCUUCGGUGUCUUGCAAUUGGCGCUAUGACGUCUUCCCGAGCUUCAGAGGUGAAGAUAUCCGCAAAACAUUCGUUAGCCACUUUCUAACGGAGCUGGAUCGUAAAUUUAUCAGUGCUUUCAAAGACAACAAGAUCAAGAAAGGUCAAACGCUCGAUCCCGUGCUUAAAGAGGCGAUUAAAGAUUCGAGGAUCGCCAUCGUCAUCUUCACUGAAAACUACGCAUCUUCUGCCUGGUGCCUAAACGAGAUGCUGAAGAUAGUGAAAUGCAAGAAAAAGUUGGGUCAACUUGUGAUACCGGUUUUCUACCGUUUAGAUCCUUCUCAUGUAAGAAAACAGUCCGGAGACUUUGGAAAAAUCUUUGAAGAGACAUGCAGAUGCAACGACAAAACAGAGGAUGAGAUAAAGUUAUGGAGGACAGCGUUGACCGAUGUAGCAAAUCAGGUCGGAUUUGAUUCUCGGAAUUGGGAAAAUGAUGCAAAACUGGUUGAAGAUAUGGUCAGUAAUAUUUUGGAGAAACUAACAACUCCAUCUAAGGAUUUUGAGAACAUUGUUGGAAUCGAAGAUCAUUUUGUAAAGAUGAGUGCAUUGUUGGACUUGAAAUCUGAAGGAGUGAAGACGGUUGGGAUUUGGGGUCCCUCAGGGAUUGGCAAGACUACCAUUGCAAGAGCUCUAUAUAAUCGACUCUCUCAUCAGUUCCAAGGUAGGAUUUUCAUAGACAUGCGUUUCAUAUCCGAGAGUAUCAAAGAUUACAGCAAAGGCAACCCGAGAGACUACAACAUGAAGUUGCACUUGCAAGAAAAUUUCCUAUCUAAAAUAUUAGACAAAGAGGGCAUGACGGCUCAACACUUGGGUACCGUGGGAGACAAGCUAAAGCACCAAAGAGUUCUUAUCUUUAUCGAUGAUUUGGAUGAUCAAGUUGUGUUAGAUGCCCUGGCAGGUGCAGAUGAAUGGUUUGGUCCUGGGAGCAGAAUCAUUGCGAUUUCAAAAGAUAAGCAUAUUCUAAGAGCCCAUGGGAUUACAUGUAUCUAUGAGGUUGGUCUCCCAUCUGAAAAAGUAGCUCUUCAGAUGUUUUGUCAAUCUGCUUUCAAGCAAAACUCUCCGCCUGAUCGUUUCUUGGAGCUCGCUUCCAAAGUUGCUGUGAAAGCAGGUCGUCUUCCUUUGGGUCUUCACGUUCUUGGCGCGUCUUUGCGUGGGAGAGACGAUAAGUCUAUGGUGGAUAUUAUGUCAAGUAGCCUGAAAGGUCUAGACACGAGUAUUAAGAAAACACUAAGCAUCAGCUACGAAGGAUUAGAAAGAAAAGAAUACAAAGCAAUGUUUCGUCACAUCGCAUGCUUCUUUAACGGCUAUGAAAUCAAUUCCAUCAAGUUGAUGCUUUCAGAUAGUGAGUUGAAUGUUGAUGCUUGUCUCGAAAUUCUAGUUGAUAAGUCCCUCAUACGCGUAUUAUCAUCUGCGGGGAAUAAUACGAAUAUCGUGGAGAUGCACUGUCUGGUUCAAGAAAUGGGUAAAGAAAUUGUUCGUGCACAGUCCGACAACCCUGGAAAUCGGGAAUAUCUAAUGGAUUCAAAGGACAUUUGCGAUGUACUUCGAGGCUGCACCGGUACUGAAAAGGUUAUAGGUAUAUCAUUGGAUUUAUGCGAAGUUGACAAGGUGCGGAUAGAUGACAAAGCUUUUAAACGGAUGUUUAAUCUCCGUUUCCUAAAUUUCUAUAAAAAAACGUUGGAGUGGACGAAAGAAGUUAAAUGGCAAUUACCAAAAAGAUUCAAAUAUUUUCCAGACGAACUCAAACUACUUAGUUGGCCGGGAUUUCCAAUGGAAUCCAUGCCUAGUGAUUUUUGUCCUGAGUAUCUCGUGGAACUUAGAUUGCCCAACAGCAAGCUUAAGAAGCUAUGGAAAGGAGUCAAGACGCUUACAUGCCUCAAGGAUAUGGAUUUGUCGGAAUCUAAACACCUGGAAAAGAUACCAGAUCUUUCGACCGCAACCAAUCUUGAGACAUUGAAUCUUCACGGUUGUUCAAGUUUGGUGGAGCUUCCUUCCUCUAUUCAGAAUCUCAAUAAACUGACGGAUUUGAACAUGGCUGGAUGCACAAAACUGGAGUCUUUUCCAAAUGCCAACCUGGAAUCUCUCAUUCACCUCGUUCUCACUGGAUGCUCACAGUUGAAGGUUUUCCCUGAUAUCUCAAGUAAAGUCGAGUCUAUCAUUGCAAACAAGACCUCUUUCGAAAUAUUCCCUUCUCCAUUGCGUCUUGAGAAUCUCAUUGAACUUCGCAUGGAGCAAAUCUUGAGCGAGAGGUUGUGGGAUGGAGUUCAGCCUCUUACAAGCCUCAGGAAAAUACUGUUGUCGGGAUCUGAAAACUUGAAAGAAAUCCCGGAUCUUUCAAUGGCAAAGAGUCUCAAGACACUAAAUCUCAAUGGUUGCUCGAGUUUGGUGGAGAUAACGCUUUCUUCGUUUCAAAAUCUCAAUAAACUCACGGAUUUGAACAUGGCUGGAUGCACAAAGUUGGAGUCUCUUCCAAGCGGUAUCAACCUCGAAUCUUUGUAUCGCCUCAAUCUCAACGGAUGCUCCAAGUUGAAGAGUUUUCCAGAUAUCUCAAGCAACAUCUCAACACUCUACCUAAACCAAACAGCAAUCGAAGAAGUUCCUCAAAGGAUCGAAAACUACUUAAGCCUCGAAUCCCUGGAAAUGUGGGAAUGCAAAGAGCUAAAAUGCAUCUCAUCAAGAAUCUUCGAGCUUGAAAAUCUUGUGGAGGUUUUCUUCUCAGAUUGUGAGCAACUGGAUGAAGUUACAUGGCCUCAGAAAGCACAAGACACCAAUAAUACUACUGGCUCUAACUUGUCAUUGAUCAGUUUCACCAAUUGCUUCAACUCAAAUCAAGAAGCCUUCAUCCAAAAUUCAGCUUCAAAUUAUCUCAUCUUACCAGGUGAAGUGCCUCCAUAUUUCACUCACCGAUCGAGCAGUAGCUCCAUCACCUUCCCUCUGCAUCCUUCUUAUCUCUCUCAACAGUCUUUCUUGGAGUUCAAGGCUUGUGUCGUUUUUUCUGAUCUUGUCAUUUCUGAUGGAUCAGAGACGCUUGGCUUUAUAGACAUUGAGGUACAGUGUCGGUUUAGAGACAAGAACGGGAACUACUUUGAGCUUGCUAAACCAAGAGAAUUGUCCUUGCAUCUGAAAUAUAAUCAUCAGCUUAUAUUUGAUUGUCAUUUCCCUCUAAGCCAAGAGUGUGAUCAAGUUGAGAUAAACUUUAAUCUGCCUAGUAAUAGAGUCAAACUGAAAGAAUGUGGUCUGCGACUCUCAGAUGACUAUACUCAGAUUGAAGUCGAUGGCUAA
Eutrema salsugineum is the source of this 3336-nucleotide messenger RNA. RefSeq names its product disease resistance protein RPS6. The transcript is spliced from 5 exons. The record is from RefSeq and is a predicted model, not a curated record. NCBI's taxonomy places the organism in Eukaryota, Viridiplantae, Streptophyta, Magnoliopsida, Brassicales, Brassicaceae. Gene Ontology annotation, molecular function: ATP hydrolysis activity; ADP binding. Gene Ontology annotation, biological process: signal transduction; defense response. Bases 1 to 3336 code for a protein of 1111 amino acids.